This is a messenger RNA of Filobasidium floriforme, 600 nucleotides long. RefSeq lists its product as uncharacterized. The record is from RefSeq and is a predicted model, not a curated record. NCBI's taxonomy places the organism in Eukaryota, Fungi, Basidiomycota, Tremellomycetes, Filobasidiales, Filobasidiaceae. Bases 1 to 600 code for a protein of 199 amino acids. The transcript is spliced from 4 exons.
AUGUCUCCUGCUCAACCACAGAGGAUCUGUCGUUGCACAGCAUGCAAACAAACCCCUGGAGGAUUCCGAUCAAUCUCGUACACCAAUUGGGCCCGCCACAACCAGAACCCGCCCGUAGAGCUACCUCCUCCGCCACCACCUGGUGACCCUCGUCUACUUCACCCCCAGCCGGGUAUUCAUGCGUCAUCCUCGUCGGCAAGAUUACCAGGAAGCUCGUCGACAAGAGACGCUUUCCCAGCCCCACUACCACCUCCAGAACUCUCUCCAGCUCCUCCCGAGACCAUCGAUCUAGAUGACUACGAGAUGGGUGAUCCGUGGGACCAUGCCUUCUCCGACAAUUCGGGGCCUGACGUAACGCUGAGAGACGAUCUCUCCAUGAUCAACGACCAGUUCCACACCGCUCAAUCGGAAUAUGCUCGCAUAUCAUAUAAGUACCUGCUCCGCCGGAGCAGCUGGCGGAACACCCGUUCGGAUGCAUCCUUCUUUCGCUUGUUCCGAGUAGUGUUUCAGCGUAGCUCGCCAGCCCUAAUGCUUCCGUACGGUCGAUCCGCCCUGUUCCUUCGAGUAAUCGCCUGGCUAGCCCUUGUUCAUGUUCCCUAA